Trichoderma atroviride IMI 206040 is the source of this 711-nucleotide messenger RNA. RefSeq lists its product as uncharacterized. The record is from RefSeq and is a predicted model, not a curated record. Lineage: Eukaryota; Fungi; Ascomycota; Sordariomycetes; Hypocreales; Hypocreaceae.
GUCCCGGAAAAUGAACAUUCUCAACCCUAGUCCAUGGAAACUCCCCUCGCCCUUUGUGGGCAUAACGUUCAGAGCGUUCUGUGGCCUGAUAAUGUUGGCCAACGCGAGUGCCGUCUAUGGACGGUUGGAAAUCUUGAGCAUUUCCGCCAACUUUGUUCUUACGACCAAUAUUUCCUUUACGUGCCUAAUACUUGUAAUGAUUGCCAUGUUUUGCGAGCAGCGUUGGCGCAACAAUUAUUUCAGCCGCGACGUCAAGAUCUUUUGCCUCAGUUUCGCUUCACUUUGGGCCAUGGUGUUUACUUCAAAUUUCGGUUUCAUCGUGAGCGGUUUUGUAGUUUGCCAUGUUCCAAGCUAUCAACAUGAAGCCGAGGCGAAGUAUUGCCACUUCUUUGGCAAUCAUAAAAUAGCUGAGAUCCCCGACCGAGCGGGCUGGCUUAUAUAUUUUUGGAUCGUCAUGGCCGUCACUUUGAGUAUAGCUUGCUGGCAGACGAUCAGCUGGCUUCAUUGGUACUUCAGGAUCAGCGAUUUACUAAGAAGGAGGGCUACAACUGCGACUGCAGCGUAAUUAGAAUGGUGCUGGAUAUUGGAUAUAUCAAACAGGCGAAAGGCAACUAAUACCGGAAAGGCAAUGUGCGGUUACAGCUGCAAAUGCUAUGUUGAUGAUAAUGCUGAUGAUAAUGUUGAUACCGUUGAAUGUUGACGGUUACACCU